UCAACAAGAUGUCGGUUCUCCUUCUCUUUGCACUCUCCUCUCUCCCCACUCAUCACUGCGUCACUCUCUUAGUCUUAGGGUUUUCCAACCUUCAAAGACUUUUCCUUUCUUCUCCGUUCACACAUCAACGUGUCCUUCUCCAACCAUCUUUUUGACUCUACAUCAUGCUGUUAUAACAGUUAAAGAUUGCCCUUUACUGCAAAGGAGCAUUGGAGUUGGUCUAUUGCGGAAUUGCAGCUAUCGAGAAUAAACUAGAGGAUGUCAAGCAGCAGGAACACUCAUUGGUGUUACAGUUGCAGGAGGCCAAUUCGACUGGGAUGGCGAGAUGCGGUUUGCCCUAGCUGUAAUGAGGGAUUUAUUCAGGAACUUAAUGAUAUGGUGCAUGUUAACCCUCUGGAAUUCUUUGGACUAGAUAACAAUGAAGAGCAUGACCAAAGAUUUGGACUUAUGGAAACUUUCUCUUCCUUUAUGCGGCAGCAAAUGGCAGACAGAAGUCAUAGUCAUGAUAUCAGGGCACAGUCGGAAUCUAUUUCGGAGCAUGGGGCAGGUUUUGCUCCUUUGUUGAUAUUUGGUGGUCAAAUUCCUUUUAGAUUAUCUGGACAUGGUGGUUUUGAGGCUCUCUUUAAUGGGACUCCAGGUAUUGGUCUUACACGAGGCAACACAGGUGAUUAUUUUAUUGGUCCUGGACUUGAAGAACUGUUUGAACAGCUCUCAGCUAAUACUCGCCAAGGACCUCCACCUGCAUCCAGAUCCUCUAUAGAUGCAAUGCCUACUAUCAAAGUUACACAGAGGCAUCUUCGUUCGGAUUCACAUUGUCCGGUGUGCAAAGAUAAAUUUGAGGUAGGGACUGAAGCAAGACAAAUGCCAUGUAACCAUAUGUACCACUCGGAUUGUAUCGUUCCAUGGUUGGUCCAGCAUAACUCCUGCCCUGUUUGCCGUCAAGAAUUGCCACCACAAGGAUUGAGUGGUAACCAAGGCUCGAAUGGCCGAAGUAGAGGUAACAUUAGUGGCAGCACCAGUGGUAGGAGUGGUAGGGAGAACCAGGGAAGGCGAAAUCCGUUUUCAUUUUUGUGGCGUUUCCGCAGUUCUAAUUCUAGCAGCAAUGAUAGAGCAACCCGAAGCAGCUCACCAACACCAUCAUUCCCCGAUAGUAGUCAUCACACGGAGUAUUCUGGGUGGCCAUUUGAAUGACUUUAAUGCGUGUAAAAUUUUUAUUUCAUUUCUUUUAUUUUUCUAUUGAAAAUGUAUGGACUGGUUCUGAUUGCUUGGAGUGGAGUGACAUGAAAUGAAGUGUGAACUUGUAACUUUAUUGUAAAAUGGCCAAGAAGAAUACUCCAUUGUUUCAAAAUCA
Arachis stenosperma is the source of this 1351-nucleotide messenger RNA. RefSeq names its product probable E3 ubiquitin-protein ligase RHC1A. Gene Ontology annotation, biological process: protein ubiquitination. The transcript is spliced from 2 exons. The record is from RefSeq and is a predicted model, not a curated record. Lineage: Eukaryota; Viridiplantae; Streptophyta; Magnoliopsida; Fabales; Fabaceae. Bases 259 to 1191 code for a protein of 310 amino acids. Gene Ontology annotation, cellular component: cytoplasm. Gene Ontology annotation, molecular function: ubiquitin protein ligase activity.